Messenger RNA from Dioscorea cayenensis subsp. rotundata (Guinea yam), 735 nucleotides. Its product is annotated as NAC domain-containing protein 41-like. The record is from RefSeq and is a predicted model, not a curated record. Gene Ontology annotation, biological process: regulation of DNA-templated transcription. The transcript is spliced from 2 exons. Lineage: Eukaryota; Viridiplantae; Streptophyta; Magnoliopsida; Dioscoreales; Dioscoreaceae. Gene Ontology annotation, molecular function: DNA binding. The coding region runs from base 1 to 735 and encodes 244 amino acids.
AUGGCAAAACGUAAAAGUCGACAAAGAAGAAAUAGUAUAUUGGAAAGAACAGCUGGCAAUGGUUAUUGGCAUAUGAAUGGUCAAAAUAUUCCUAUAAAAUAUAAUGGUGAAGUUUUUGGUCAUAAGACUUCUUUAAAGUAUUAUCACUACGAUAAAAAUAAAAAGAAAGUGCAAACCAAAUGGCUCAUGAAUGAAUACAGACUAAAGGCGUUGUCAGAUGACUUUGAAAAGUCUGCAGAGUUGGUGUUGUGCCGUAUUCAGAGGACAAGGACAGGGAGUGACGUAGAAGAGGAAUUUGUUUAUAAUUAUGAAAAUCAAUCAUCUGAUUUUUAUAAUAUUGCUAAUCAUCAAGCAACAUUGGCCGAUCAAGUUCAAGAUCCAGUUAAUUAUGAUGAUUGGGAGAGGCCAAGAUCAAAGAGGUUGAAGAGGGACAACAUUAAUAAUGGCACUCAAUAUGGCAACACAAAUUAUCAACAACAAGAAGAUUAUCAACAACAAUGGCUUGACACCGGAAGGGAGAACUCCACUGUUGCACCACCGUGCUAUGAUAUGAAACAUGCUUCUAAAGCAGGGAAUGAAAAAGGCAAUGCAUUUGGUGAUGAUUGGAUGGCAAUGAUAGAAGUACCAUCACCCAGUGUUUUGCUUCCUUUCCCUGAUGAUGUGUUUAAGCUUGAAGACUACAUGAUGAAUGCUUCCCUGAAUACAGCAGCAGCAACAUCAACCACAACAACAUGA